This is a messenger RNA of Lepisosteus oculatus (spotted gar), 2968 nucleotides long. NCBI's taxonomy places the organism in Eukaryota, Metazoa, Chordata, Actinopteri, Semionotiformes, Lepisosteidae. The record is from RefSeq and is a predicted model, not a curated record.
GGUCUGCAGACAGUGUACGGAAAGCUCCUCGAGUUUGUGCCACAUCACUGCCGACUGCUCCGAGAAGUGACCGGGGGUGCCAUUUCGAGUGAUAAAGCUGAUAUAGUUCCAGGGUAUGACUUCAUGGUGAACUCGGUUUGGCCAGAAAUUGUAAAAGCUCUGGAGGAGCGGCUCCCCUCUCUCUUCAAUCCGGGGAACCCUGAUGCUUUUUACGAGAAAUACAGCGUCAGCAUGGAGUUUGUGCGGAAAUUCGAGCGUCAGUGUGGCUCUCAGGCCAGUGUGAAGAGGCUGCGAGCACACCCUUCAUACCAGAGCUUUCACAAUAAGUGGAACCUGCCCGUCUACUUCCAGCUCAGGUUUAAGGAGAUCGCGGGGAGCCUGGAGUCUGCAAUGUCAGAAGGCCUUCAAGAAGCACCAUCUGGAGGCCCGUAUCGCCUGCUGGCCUCCCAGGUCCUGUGGACCAGCCUGCUGAAGUGCUGGGCGGAAAGGGUCUACCUGCCCCUGCUGGCCCACCGCUUCUGGAAGCUCACCCUUCAGCUGCUGUCCCGGUACUCGACGUUCCUGGGCGAGGCGCUGAAUAAGACUGCGGUCACAGAAGCCCAUAAGGACACGGCAAAGCCCCUGAGCAGCUCGGCUUCCUCCUCCAGCUUGACCUCCCAGGAGGACUCGGGGAGCGAGGCCAGCACUACAACAGCACUGUCUGCCCAGCAGCUGGUGUCCAUAGUGGCUGACGUGGAUAAGCUGCAGGACCAGAUUCCACAGCUUUCAGAAAUGAUUAAACACCGACUGGAGCUCAUUGGGUUCACUAACUUUGAAAUCCUCUCAGAUUCCUUGGCAGACGCACGAACAUCUUUGUCAGGCUGCAUUCCGAUUCUCAACAGCAGAGUGACUCAACACUUGAGCGACAGUUGCUAUGGUUAUCUGAAAAGUGCGGCCGAAGUCCCAAGGUUGUACCGCAGAACAAACAAGGAAGUAUCCACAAAAGCAUCUCCCUAUGUGGAUAGUGCCCUGAAGCCCCUUCACCAGCUCCAGAGUGAUUAUAAAGAUGUGCUGAAGCCCUCCAUCAUUCAGGACUGGUUCCGCGUUGCCCUCUCUGACAGCACUCGCAGGUACUACGAAACGGUGGCCGAAGUUUUAAGCUCCGUGAAGAAAAUGGAGGAGAGUCUGAAGAGGCUGAAGCAAGCUAGGAAGACCAUCACUGCAAGUGUUCCUGAGACAAAUGGAGGCCUCACAGAUGACGGCAAGAUCCGGCUUCAAUUGGCCCUGGAUGUGGAAUAUUUUGGGGAACAGAUCCAGAAGAUGGGUUUGCAGACCAGCGAUAUUAGUCUGUUUUCCUCCCUUCUGGAUUUGGUGCAAGGUGCGAGAGAUCGGGCUUCAUCGCAGCAGCCCUGAGGAGACGGCGCCCUCUUCGGUCUCCACCGCGCUGUGGGGUUGGAGGAGGCGUUGCUGUGGUGUGGAUGACGCUGAGAAGGACGUGCAGACUUUUCGGUUGCUCCUGCCUUUGUCACAGUCGUGGGCGAUAGACGUUUUACACAUGUAGCUAAGUCAUUUGGGAGGUGGUGGUGGAAAGUGGGGAGGCUUUUGAAAAGCAAACAAUCUGUAAAAAUAAUUAUUGUAUAUUUGAAAAAGUAUAAUCGCGUGAAUAAAACCUUUACAGCACCAGUGUGUUUCGCACUGCUUGUUCAAGAAGAUGGGCUGGUUUUGUCAACGUCGAAAUGUCAAACAGAAUUGGAAAAGCAGGUCAUGACGUCCGGGUAGAUCCGUAGGUUCCAGGUGUAUGUUUUUUUUAUUUUGGUUUCUGCAUCUUAUUCGGUACCUUAUCGUUUGCCACCUUCUAUGGUUUUUCUGGAUUCUGAGAAAUUGUUUUGAAACAACGUGUCUUUUUUUAUGGGAUUGAUUUUUCUAGUUUUGGUUUGUUUUCAUCUCGUUGUGAACAUGUGUGGUAACAGAUGCCUACAGUAUGUUAAAAACAGUGAUUCUUGAGAGUUUCGUUCAUAAAACAGCAAACCGCAUGAAAUCUUUUCAAUCCACAUCUUGCAUCCAGAUGUGCAGGAGUACCCUAGUUGCUUUAACUUGCUUGAUAUUUGUUUUACAUUUCUAUUCAAAGGUUUAUAGUCUAUUAUCCUUCCUUUAGUUGUCACUUGUAGUGCCAUAUCUGUUACUGAGUUUCACACACUUUACCUGUUCUCUCAGUGUAGUGCUGUCUCCUUAGGCAAUUGGAAAAAGCAAGCAGAUCUGCAGUAGUACUCAGAUCUGCUUUAUAAAAACGCACUCAUAGCUUUGCCCGAGUCAGCCUGGUGCCUAACCACAGAAGGAAGUAUUUGAAGUUUAGCUGUCCUGGUCAGUAAGCCAGCCACUUCAUUAAUGAUUUGAUGGAUGUUAUGAACUCAUUUUAGUUUUCUCUAGGAAGUAAUAAUGCUAUUACACGUAUAAUUGUUUUUAGUCCAUGGUCAUGCUCUUGAUUUAAAAUGUUGCUUGUGUCCUUGGAGACAAAACAUCCUCCACAGAGGCAUUUCAAACUUUAUUACCAUUCAAAAUGCUAUAAAAUAAGCAUCAUUGCUCAGGAGUUGAAGCUAUGGAAACAUACGUAGUUUUGUGUGUAGUACACUAAACAGUUCAGCUAGGUUAGACAGUACAAAAGGGCUUUUCUCCUGAAAUAAAUGGAAUAUUUAAGUCCGAGGAGUUUAGUCAUCAACUACUGUGGAGUGCAGAUAUUGUGUUGCUGUUUUGGUAAAUGAAAUAUAAAUCUGUAGGAAAACCACCAUGACCCAGGACAAUACAGCUGACCGUUUAUACAGAGUCCUCAGUCUUGGAUCAGUCAAAGGUCCUGUUUAUUCACUGUGGUCAAAUACCAACCACACAGUGAAUGAACCACAAUUGUAACAGAUUGUCUUGCCUGUUUCUUUUUUCAAUUAAAAUACAAGUCAAUAAUCUCAAAAGUUUUAAAAUAAAAUAUUUAUUGAAUCCA